AUGUCCAAUAACAGUACUACGACCCAUGCUACGGCGUCCGCGGGAACCGACGCGCUCCGCAACCCUAGUCCGGUGGUGCGGGCGAAUAGUAUGCGAGCUGGACUACUCAAUCGUGGAAGGACUCUCGGUAUUGGAUGCUGGAAUGUACGAACGUUCCUGGACCCUGGUUCCCAAAGUCUGACCGCACGCAGCCUUUAUCAGUACAACGUGGAUGUCUGCUGUCUGUCUGAGGUACGACUUCCUGACUCGGGCUCUCGUGAAAUAAAGAUCCCGGGAGUCGAAUCCCACUUCACCCUGUACCACAGCGGCCCCCGCGAUUCCUCUGGUCGACACGGUGUGGCGAUCGCCUUAUCACAACAAGCGGAGCUUGCGCUACUUGCUUGGGAACCAGUCAAUGACCGGAUGGCCUACGUGCGACUGAAGGGUCACUUCACGAACAUCUCCAUCGUCGCUGUGUACGCACCAACUUCGGCUGCCGAACAGCGCGAUAAAGAGGCGUUUUACUCUCAGUUGCAAGCACUAGUUGAAAGACUGCCUCGCCGCGAUCUGCUGAUUGUUGCUGGCGAUUGGAAUGGUCGAACUGGACCUGGCGACCCCACAACCAGUCAUCUUCUUGGCCGCUUUGGGCUUGGUUCUCGAUGUGAAAAUGGUGAGAGAUUGCUGAACUUCGCUGAUCGAAACCGACUGCUUGUCACCAACACAUGCUUCCAGCAUCGCAAAAAACAUCUGCUGACCUGGUAUUCAAACGACGGUCGUACGGCCAGUCAGAUUGACUACAUACUAGUCAGCUCAAGGUUCCGCAGCUGGGUUCAUGAUAGCAGAUCGAUGCGUGGUGCCGAGACUGGUAACGCCCAUGGGUCGGAUCAUGUCCUCGUCCGUACACGCCUGAAAGUUCACCUCUCAUCCGCACCACAAAUGCCACGUCCUAGACGCCUCAAUGUCGCAAAAAUCCGGCAAGCCAGCACUGCCGAGGCCCUAAGCAGAGAAAUCCGGACCUGUUUUACGGCCCGAGUCGACGGAGAAGUCAUUAACCAGUGGUCGUCACUGAAGACAUCAGUCUAUGGGGCAGCUGAGAAAAUCCUUGGAUACACCCAGCGACGCCGCAGUGACUGGAUCAGCGGAAGAACCCUGGAGUUGUCUGCUCAGACGGCUAGAGGCAGGUCCCGCAACGAUGACCAUUUCCGCCAACUUCGGAAGAUGACGGCAAAAUCGGCCAGGGAUGACCGGAAACAAUAUUGGGCUGAAAUAGCGACAUCCAUGGAACAGGCCUCGAACGUUGGUGACACUCGAAAGCUCUACCGUCUGAUCCGCCAAGUUAGCGGUAAGCCCUCUACACUGAGUGACUCUGUUCGCGAUGUGAACGGCGGCUUUAUUGCUGACAACUCAGCCAAAGUCGAGCGCUGGCGUGAGCACUUUGAGCACCAUCUCAACUUCGAUACCCAACCUACAUCGCCCUUGUUCUCCUCCUCAGCGGAGUUUCUUCCCUCUCCUACCUAUGCAGUGCCAUGCGAUCCCCCCUCCGAGGAAGAAGUCGCCGAUGCCAUACGAAAGUUGCGCAACAAUAAGGCACCCGGAGAGGACGGUAUACCCGCUGAAAUCUUUAAGUCUUGUGUCGACACUCUGGCGCCCUGGCUCCAUGAGGUGAUUGAAAGCGCGUGGAGAGACGAAGUUGUUCCUGAUGACUGGGGCUUAGGCAUCCUUGUACCUAUCCUCAAGAUUGGGAGAUAAGACGAGAUGCGAGAACUACCGCUGCAUUAGUCUCAUCGACGUUGCUGCGAAGAUCUUCGCUAUUGUCCUACUCGGACGAUUCCAGGCUGUGCGUGACUCAAGGACGAGGCCCAACCAAGCCGGAUUUCGUGCUGGACGUGGAUGCGCAGAUCAGAUAUUCACACUGAGGCGCAUUCUCGAAUUUCGCCAUAGCUACCAACAACCGACGGCCGUCUGCUUCGUUGACUUUGCCGCCGCGUUCGAUUCCGUUCACCGUGAGUCCCUGUGGCGGAUAAUGGCGCUAGAUGGUGUACCGGCCAAAAUCAUCGCCAUGAUCAAGGCCUACUAUCGUUCCACUACUGCGAGAGUCCUGGUCCGUAACAAUUUUUCCCAACCGUUCGGUAUUCGGUCUUGCGUCCGACAGGGUUGUAUACUCUCACCCAUACUGUUCAACUACGCUAUUGACUGGAUCCUCGGGAGGGCCCUACGCGACAGUGACGGUAUUGAAUUUGCACCCGGACAUCGACUGACUGAUCUCGACUAUGCCGAUGAUAUCGCCUUACUUGCUUCAAGUUUUGGUGAUCUGCAGUCUAUGGUGUCACGAGUGAACGAGGUCGCUAAAUCAGUCGGUAUGUCCAUAAACGCUGGGAAGACCAAAGUAUUCUCAAGCUGCAUUCCUGACCAGGAGAAGGCACCCCUGGGGAUUGAUGGCUGUCAACUUGAAGAAGUGGACAGUUUUAAAUACCUCGGGGCGCGGCUGCUGCCUAAUGGACAGAGUAAGGACGACAUUGUCUCCCGAAUCGAUGCUGCCCGCUGGGUUUUUUUAAGCCUUCGGAAAUGCCUGUGGAACCGACGUGACCUCUCCAUCGCCACUAAGAUUCGCGUGUACCGUGCAUCUGUCCGGUCUGUCCUUCUCUACGGUUGUGAAUGA
Messenger RNA from Spirometra erinaceieuropaei, 2638 nucleotides. The record is from the annotation of a GenBank genome assembly. NCBI's taxonomy places the organism in Eukaryota, Metazoa, Platyhelminthes, Cestoda, Diphyllobothriidea, Diphyllobothriidae.